Chenopodium quinoa (quinoa) is the source of this 2741-nucleotide messenger RNA. Its product is annotated as vacuolar-sorting receptor 1-like. The coding region runs from base 509 to 2392 and encodes 627 amino acids. The record is from RefSeq and is a predicted model, not a curated record. NCBI's taxonomy places the organism in Eukaryota, Viridiplantae, Streptophyta, Magnoliopsida, Caryophyllales, Amaranthaceae. The transcript is spliced from 11 exons. Gene Ontology annotation, molecular function: calcium ion binding.
CACUAAUUUUCGAUAACUUUCAAGUUACUCUAGUUUGUAGGAACAACCGAGCAACCGUUUCCUACACUCCAGGAAAUAAAAGGCUAAAAAUAAAAUAAAAGAAACAAAACUUGAAAAGAAACUCCACAUCAGACUUUGUUUUCCUUUUUUUUCGAAUUGGAUUUUGAUUAACUUCAUCAUCAUCUAGUUUCCUAACACCUACACAGUACAAACAAAAACUACUUCUUUUCUUUUCUUUUCAUUUUUUUUUCCUUUCAAACCAUCAAAAAUCAAUACAAUUAUCCCUUUUGUACGCAACAAUUUCAAUUAAAUUCCACUUCUGGAAACAAAUUUAAGGAACUCCCUUAAAUUAUUUUUUUAAUGAUCCUAUAAACUAGAUUAUCACACAUAGAUUACACUUUAAAUCUUCAAAUUAAUUUCUGGGUUUUCCUCAAACACUACUAAAAUCCCUACAUUUUGAUCUGGGUGUUUAAUUUUUCAACCAGAUCCUCAAAAAGGAAGAAAAUUUAUGGGAAGAAAGAUGAAGAAAAACACAGAGCAUUUGGUGAUAAUUUGCUUCCUAAUCAUGAUUAAUUCUUGUUUAGGGAGAUUUGUGGUGGAGAAAAACAGUUUAAAAGUGACAUCCCCAAGUAAUCUGAAGGGUAUUUAUGAAUGUGCAAUUGGGAAUUUUGGGGUCCCACAAUAUGGAGGUGCAAUGGGUGGAAUUGUGGUUUUUCCAAAAUCUAAUCAAAAGGGUUGUAAGCCAUUUUCUGAUGAUGAAAUUACCUUCAAACCUAAGCCUGGUGGAUUGCCUGUUUUUCUCCUUGUUGAACGUGGGGAAUGUUUUUUCACCUUGAAGUCAUGGCAUGCACAGAAUGCUGGUGCUGCGGCUGUACUUGUCGCUGAUGAUAGAAUUGAGCCUUUGAUUACUAUGGACACCCCUGAAGAAGGCACAUCUGAGGAAGAUUAUGUCCGGAAUAUCACCAUUCCUUCAGCCCUCAUUAGCAAGACAUUUGGAGAUAAGCUGAAGAAGUCUUUAUCAAAAGGCGAGAUUGUGAAAAUCAACCUUGACUGGAGGGAGACAGUCCCACAUCCUGAUGAUCGAGUUGAAUAUGAGUUUUGGACUAAUAGUAAUGAUGAAUGUGGGCCAAAGUGUGAUGCUCAGAUUGAUUUUGUAAAGAAUUUCAAAGGCGCUGCUCAGAUACUUGAAAAAGCUGGUUAUACUCAAUUUACACCUCGCUAUAUUACAUGGUAUUGCCCUGAAGCUUUUAUCUUGAGCAAGCAAUGCACUUCGCAGUGCAUCAAUCAUGGGCGUUAUUGUGCUCCAGACCCUGAGCAAGAUUUUACAGUAGGUUAUGAUGGUAAGGAUGUUGUACUUCAGAACCUGCGCCAAGCUUGCUUGUUCAAGGUAGCUAAGGAAAAUGGAAAGCCGUGGCUUUGGUGGGACUAUGUUUCUGAUUUUGCAAUCCGUUGCCCUAUGAAACAAAAGAAGUACACAAAAGAGUGUGCAGAUCAAGUAAUCAAAUCUCUUGGUGUUGACGUUAAGAAAGUAGACAAAUGUAUUGGAGACCCUGAGGCUGACGUGGAAAAUCCUGUCCUUAAGGCAGAACAGGAGGCACAGAUUGGUCAUGGUUCUCGGGGAGAUGUGACAAUAUUGCCAACUCUUGUAGUAAACAACAGACAGUACAGAGGUAAAUUGGUGAAGAAUGCUGUUCUCAAGGCUAUUUGUGCUGGUUUUGAAGAGACCACCGAACCUUCACUAUGUCUAACCCCAGAUGUUGAAACCAAUCAAUGCUUAGAGAAUAAUGGUGGAUGCUGGCAGGACAAGGCUUCCAAUCUUACGGCAUGCAGGGAUACUUUUCGAGGCAGAGUCUGUGAAUGUCCUACGAUGCAAGGAGUCAAGUUUGUUGGUGAUGGUUAUGUUCAUUGUGAAGCAUCCGGACAUCUACACUGUCAAAUCAACAAUGGAGGAUGUUGGAAGGAUACUCGUGGUGGCAGGACAUAUUCUGCUUGUGUGGAUGAACACACUCAUGGAUGUAAAUGUCCUCCUGGGUUCAAGGGAGAUGGUAUUCACUGUGAAGAUGUGGAUGAGUGCAAGGAAAAAGUAGCCUGCCAAUGUCCAGAAUGCAAAUGUAAGAACACUUGGGGAAGCUAUGAAUGCAGCUGCAGUAACGGUUUGCUGUACAUGCAUGAACAUGAUAUGUGCAUAGGUAAUGGUAAUGGAGGGUCUGGUUGGGGCUUUGCUUGGAUGUUUAUUCUGGCUUUGGGAACAGUUGGACUGGGUGGAUUUGCAUUUUACAAGUACAGGAUCCGGAGGUACAUGGAUUCAGAGAUACGUGCAAUCAUGGCUCAGUAUAUGCCUCUCGAUAAUCAAGUCGAGAUUACCACUCAUAUACUUGGGGAAGAGAACUGAGAACUCGAGCUCUACGCUAAAGGUUGGCACCAAUGACAUGGGCUAACUGGAUAUUGAUCAAAAAAUUGUUGUAUCUUUGCCCUCAAUGCGUCAUUACUCUUAUCUUGAGUUGGGCAAAAAGAGGAUUACCCCUAGGCCAAGUAUCUGUUCAUAAAAGGCUGCAUAUUUUUUUGGUAUGCUGGACUUUUACUGUAGAUCUGGCUGUCUGAUGAAGUAUCCUGCUAUAAAUAAUCCUGCUUGUAUGUAUAGAAUCGUCAAUAAGCGAUGGAGUUUUGAUUUCCAUCCAUUUUCAGAAGCAGAUUACUUAUCCUAUAGUAAAAAAAUAUCACUCAUCUUGGAUUGGUCACGA